AUGGAUCAAUUAACAGCUCAUCAAAAAUCUCAAGUCGAUGAGUUCAAAGCCCUUACCGGGUUACUGGAAGAAGAAAAAACUGAAGAGGUAAUCAAAUUAUUGACCAUUAAUGAUUGGAAUUUGAAUAAUUGUGCCAUAAAUUACUUUGAUAAUGGAUUUGAAUCAAUAAAUGAAUCAAGUCACCAACAAGAGUCAAAUCAACAACAAGAAUCUCACGAUUUUGAAAGAUUUGAUCAUGAAAACACUUCUUUACAUCACAGAACUGGCUCGAGUAACAUGAAUUUACAAAGUCAAAUGUUACUAGAUGAUUUCUUACCAAGAUUACCGAAAGCACCUAGAAUAUCAAAUAAUUGGACAUUUGAAUUGGGUAUUCAUAAAUCGAUAAAAGAUAGUAUGACGAAUGAAAAACAAGUUUUCGAUGAAGAAAAAUCAAAGACAAAAUCACCAAUUACUUCAAUUUGGUUAUUUUUAUUGAUUAUACCAAAAACUUUAUUACAAAUGAUUAUUCUGUUUUUGAAAUAUUUCCUUGGUUUAGGAAAUACAAUUUCGACAGUUAACAAAUUCCCCAAUAAGUUUAAAUAUGAUAAUUAUGAAGAGGAUUACAAAAUGAUAACUAAUCAUGAAGUUGAAAAUUAUAAUUUUUUUGAGAAUGAUUUCAAUUCAGUUCAUGAAAGAUGCCAAAACAAUUUUGAAUGGUUAUUAGUUAUCUUAGUUAAUGAUAAUAAAGACACUCAAGCUUUCCAUCAAAAUUUAUUGGAAAAUCCAAAAUUUAAUAAAUUAUUCAAUAAACUGAAUGGUGUUUUUAAAGAAACUUGCAUUUAUACUAAUAACAUUGAUAAAAACCCAGAAGCUUUCGAAGUAGGCUCAACUUAUAAAAUAAAAAAAUUACCUUAUAUAAUGUUAAUUGGGAACGUUACUAAUAAUUCUUCAAUUAUGUCAUCAAUGUCAAUCACUUAUAAAUCGAACAUCUCAAAUAAUUACUUAUCCGAUACUAAAACAACAAGUGAUAAGAUUUUGAAAAAUUUAAAUAAAUUAUUAGAAAAUUUCAAUCCUCAAUUAAUUACUAAAAGAAUUGAUAAACAAGAAAUCGAACUAAGUAGAAUAAUUAAGGAACAACAAGAUUCUGCAUACUUGAAGUCAAUGGAAAAGGAUAGAUUGAAAAAACAGCAAAAAGAAGACGAAAAGUUGAAACAAACUGAAUUACUCAAUAACCAAAAAACUCACGAUAAUUUUUUAAUUCAUUUAAUCCAGUCAAAUUGGUUUAAGUUUAAAAAUGAAUCUUUAGAUGGAAAAACUACCAAAAUUGCAAUCAAAUUACCAAACGGUAACCGUUUAAUUGAAAUUAUAAAUUUAAAAAUCAACUUGAUUGAUCUUUAUUUCUAUGUCGAAUGUAAAUUAUUUACAAUCGAUUUACUAAAUAAUGAAUCUUUAGAGUUACAAAAUAAUGAUGAUGCCUUAACUUACAUAAAUAAUUUACAAUCGGAAGACGACUAUAAAGGUAUUGAUUUUGAUGAAUACUUGAAAAAAUUCCCCUUCAAUUUUGAAUUAAUUCAACCUUUCCCCAAAAAAAUCUUUGAAUUUAGCGAUACCUCAAUUGAACAUAUCCCUGAAUUGAAAUCUGGGGGAAACUUAUUAGUGGAAUACACCGAUAACGAUGACUAA
Messenger RNA from Hyphopichia burtonii NRRL Y-1933, 1662 nucleotides. RefSeq lists its product as uncharacterized. Gene Ontology annotation, cellular component: endoplasmic reticulum. Lineage: Eukaryota; Fungi; Ascomycota; Pichiomycetes; Serinales; Debaryomycetaceae. The transcript has a single exon. Bases 1 to 1662 code for a protein of 553 amino acids. The record is from RefSeq and is a predicted model, not a curated record. Gene Ontology annotation, molecular function: ubiquitin binding.